AUGCCACUUAUUGAUCCUGCGGAUGAACCUAAAGUUAAAUCAUGGCUGAUAGGAAUUUUGAAAGAACUUUGUCCUGCCGAUCCAGAAUUGUUGGCCGAUUACGUGAUUGCGCUAGUAAGAGACGCUGAUUAUUCAACAGUUUCCGGAGUUUUGAAGGAACAACUGAGUGAAUUCUUACAAGAUAGUGUUGAUAAUUUUGUGGACAGAUUUAUCACGUAUUUGAAAUCAUAUCAACAAAAAGCCCAAAAAGCACAACAGCCAAUUACAAAACAACCACCAACAACUACUCCUCAACAACCAUCACCAAUUGCUUCUUCAUCGGCAACAGCCACAAACGAAAAAAAACGAGUGAAAGAGGAGGAAGAAAUAAGAGAUACUAAGAAAGUGAAAACAUCGUUGACCACCUCAUCGACUCCAUCAAAGGAUACCUCAAAAUCAGAGCCCUCCGAUAACAAAUCAAAAUAUUCGCGAGAAAUCAAAGAUUACGACUCUGAAAGGAGGCGUGAUGACAAAAGAAAAGAUUCCCGAGAUAAUCGCGAUAACAGAAAAGAUUCUAGAGAUUCUAGGGAACGAGAUUCAAGAGACUCUUAUGACAAAAGAGACUCUCGAACAAGUAGAGAAACAAGCAAGUAUAGUAGGGACGGCAAAAAUCAAGACAAAGGAACUGAUAAGGAAUACCGAAAGAAAAUCACAGGAGAUACUAUCAAAGACGAAUACGGUAACGACAUUGUUGUGUUGAAUAAGGACAUUUUGACCGAUCCAUCAGUUGCAAGAUUACCAUCUGUUAAUACUAUCAUGUUGACAGGCGUUCCCUUCGAAUCGAAUCGUCUACACAAAAUGUAUCAUUUCUUUAAGAGAUUUGGUCCCAUUAAGAACAUUAUGAUCAAACAACAUAAUGGAAGAGCAUUUAUUCAAUUUGUAAAUAAGGAAGACGCUCAACAGGCUCUCCAAUCUCCUGACGCAAUUUUGGACAAUCGAUUCAUACAGUCCGCAUGGGCUAAAAGAACAGCUGCUGAAAUGGUAUUGGAACAUGGUUCAUCUGAAAAGGAGGAAAACCCAGAACAAAAAACAGAAGUCUUGAAACAAACUUCUGAAGUCAGUAAGAAGGCUGAAGAAAUUCUCUCUAAGCAAUUAGAAAUGUACAAGAGUUUGGAACAGAAGCUUGAACAAUCUGAAGGAGAACAAAAGAAGCAAUUAGCUGAGAUGUUGAAACAACUAGCCAAAUCCAUUGAGGAAACCUUAGCACAUCAAAAGAACAUACUGGGUAAAGCUCAAGAAAUUGGAAAAACAAAGCUUGAACAAAAACUAGAAUUCUUCAAGAGAAAGAAGGAAGAGCUCAAAGAUCAAAGUCUCGAUGAAGGGCUCAAACAAAUCACAGAAGCUAGCCCAUCAUUGGCUUCCUCUUCUUCAGCUGGAAGAGGAGCACCCUCUCUUAGAGGCAGAGGCGCUGCAUUAGUUUCUGGACGAUCUCUCGUUAAAGACAACAAAUCAACCACAUUGUAUGUAACGAACAUUCCUGAGAGCAAGAGAACUCAAGAUGACAUUCGUUCUCAUUUCUCAAAGUUUGGUAACGUGGAGAAUGUUGAAGUUUUGAACGAUGGAGCAUGUCUUGUUAAAUAUCGAUUCCGUUCUGAGGGAAUCAAGGCAUCCAAGGAAGGAACGGUAUUGGAUGGGAAUACUUUGGACUUCAAGUGGAAGGAGGAGCCAAAGCCAAACACAACAGACUCUAGUGCUGCCACCGCAACACCAGCAUCUACAACUAGUACUACUACCACCACUACUGCUCAACAAUAG
Molecule: messenger RNA, 1794 nt
Organism: Naegleria lovaniensis
Lineage: Eukaryota; Heterolobosea; Eutetramitea; Acrasida; Naegleriidae
Exons: 2
Coding region: 1-1794 (597 amino acids)
Cellular component (GO): nucleus
Molecular function (GO): RNA binding
Source: RefSeq, a predicted model, not a curated record